AUGAGUCUUCUACGAACUACCUUCAUUCGCAAUGCUCCCCGCACCUUCGCUCGCAGCCCUGCCCUGAGCGUAAGCGGCAGACGCUUUGCUUCGCAAGACUACGGCAGCGGUUCCGGCGACCCCAAGGGUGAGAAGCCUCAACAGCAAGGUGCCAACCCUUCUGCCGACAAGGAGCACCCUGGCCCACCACCUCCUAAGGCCGGCCAGGGCAGCGGCGGUGCCACCAAGGCCGACAGCUCCGGCCACAACACCGGUGCCUCCAAGCAACAAAAGAAGAGCUUCUCUACCAUGGCCAGAAGAAUGGCCAGCCAAGACUACGGUAGCGGCUCUGGCGACCCCAAGGGUGAGAAGCCUCAACAACAAGGCGCCAACCCUUCUGCCGAUAAGGAGCACCCUGGUCCCCCUCCCCCGAAGGCUGGUCAGGGCAGUGGUGGUGCCACCAAGGCCGACAGCACUGGCCACAAUACUGGCUCCUCAAAGCAACAGAAGAAGAGCUUCUCUACUAUGGCUAGAAGAAUGAGCGAGGAACACCCCAAGUCGACGAAAGGCUUGGAACCCAAGCUCAACAAGAAUACCACUCCUACCGACGAGAAAGACCUUCCCGAGGAUGUGAAGCAACAUAACAAGGAGAUGGCCGAGAAGCCCAACCAAGCUGCUGAAAAGCUUAACGACGACAAGGGCAAGAAGGACGACAAGGUUAACAAGCAGUUCUGGGCUGGCCACGGUGGUGCUGACAAAGACCCUUGA
Aureobasidium melanogenum CBS 110374 is the source of this 747-nucleotide messenger RNA. RefSeq lists its product as uncharacterized. Lineage: Eukaryota; Fungi; Ascomycota; Dothideomycetes; Dothideales; Saccotheciaceae. Bases 1 to 747 code for a protein of 248 amino acids. The transcript has 2 exons. The record is from RefSeq and is a predicted model, not a curated record.